This is a messenger RNA of Python bivittatus (Burmese python), 6005 nucleotides long. NCBI's taxonomy places the organism in Eukaryota, Metazoa, Chordata, Lepidosauria, Squamata, Pythonidae. The record is from RefSeq and is a predicted model, not a curated record.
CUUGACAGCAUCUAUUGUCAUGGAUGCCGCAAACCACUGUGUUGCUGUUGUGCCCUGCUCGAUGGAGAACACUACAAUGCCAAGCUUUACUGUGACAUCCGCGUGGAAAUUGAGAGCCGGAAGGAGGAACUGGGCAGGAUAAAGGAGGAGCUGGUCAAGAGGAAGAGGAGCUUUGAGAAUGCGCACAAGAGCGUCUAUGAGCGACUGCAGAAGCUGGAGAGGUUGCAGAACGAAACCCGAGAGCAGAUCCAGAAGAAGGUGGAUGAGAUGGUCCAGUGGAUCCAGCAGAAGGGGGAUGAACUUUUGGAGAAAGUGAACCAUCAAUUCUGCCAGGAGCAGGAAGAAGCCAAGAAGAAGCUGGACUCUGCUGAGCAGAUCAUCAAGCGAGUGGAGGCCGGCGAGCAGAUGGUGGAGAAAAUGGACCUCUUUGGAUCAGACCAAGAGGUGAUGGACAUGCACCCCUUCAUCAAAGAGUCCCUGGAGAAGCUCAAGAAAGAGAAGUUUCCAAUUUCAAGCUUUCAGAUGCAAGUAGAGAACUUCGAUGAGGUCAGAGGGGAACUCCAAACUCUGCUUAAGAGGGUCAAAGGAGAAGAUACCCGUCAGCGUACAGUUUCCAUCCCCGGAUCUCAUAAUUCCUUGGUCAAUUUGGAAGGUCUGCACCAUGAGAAAAACCAGCCAAAAUCUCAGGCGACAAAAGUGCAGAUACCCACAUACAUUCUCAGUCUUGCCAACACACUGCAGGGUUUUACCCCCUCAAUCUCACCAACUAAGCGACCAGGGACCCAGUUGGAAAAGUCCAUCCAGGCUUCUCCCAAGAUGUUGAAGUUGGAAGAAUGUGAGCAUGACGCUCCUGAAGUCUCCAACAAGCGAGCCCAAGAGGACGGCCCCAAAUCUCGACGGCUUUCGUUCCGGGAAUCAACCCCAGAACAUGAGCAAAGAGGAGUUUUCAAAUCGAUUGAGUCCUUGGAGGACUCGCCUCCUGGGAUCUGUGAAACAGAGGUCGCCAGUAUUGUGAUCAGUAGUUCUGAAGACACCGAAGAUGAUGAUGCGGUGAGGGUGAGGAGAAGGUCCCAGCAAAUGGAAAGGAAAGAACAGGAUGACCGCUUGGAGUGACUAUCUGCUCCUUCCAGACUGGUUUCCAGUAAGCCGGGCCUGAGUUAGCAGCCACAGGACGGAUGUGCAAUUUCCCCUUUUCUUCUGUGCUUCUUCCAAACACAUCCCUGCCAGUGGGGCAACUGUUUCUCAGAGCACCAGUUUGGGGCUGUUGUGUUACUCCCGUGCCACUGCAUCGUGGAAAAUGCCUUUCUCCAAAUUUGCGCCCCGUUUUAUCCAGGCCUUAAUAAUAGCACUGAGUUCUGAAUCAUGCAUCGCUGAUCAUCUCCAGUAUCCAGAGGCCUUCCACGGAUGGCAGAGUCCAACAGGGCCGCUGAAACCCUCUCCGCUUGGCUCCUGGGUACCGCUACUUGCCCGCUCUCUAAGAGUUUCUCCCAAAUAGCCUUUCCGUAGUUUUCGUUGCCUUGUUUUUAGCUCAGUAACUAGAAGAACUAAAGCUAAGCAGCCCCCCGCUUUCAAUCAGUGGAUUUGGCCUACCUGGUUUCCUGGUUAUUCCAGAAAGUUUGUACGACCUUUUUGUCAUCCCUUUUUUAAAGGACAAAGAUGCUGUGUGCUGUUUCUCAUAUAUCAUUUCUCUUGCUGCAGUGAUCAUAUAUUGAAAUAAUCUUUUCCAUGGUGUUUUUCUAACUCUUUAUCCAUCAAUCCUAAAGGGAAAAGUUCUGGUUUCAAUUGAAUAUUAAUCUUUAAAAUCUUCUGUAUCAGUGUAUGUAUUCGAAUCCAAAAUUUGUUAACUUUUUUACAUGUCCCCCAGGCAUGAUAAAAUGUCCCUUCACGUUGCUCACAUUUCCAACAUACAUUUGAAAGGCCCACUGAAGCUGGUAGAGAUCAUCAUCCCAAAGUAAGUUCGAUUUCUCAGUUUCAAGGCCAAGUCAGUUUCCCACUGAUUAUUCCUAAGUCCCUUUUGUCCCCUUGAUGCGGUACUACGCUGUUACAGGAUCCGGUAGCCAAAACGCUCUGGAUUGUCCCCGAAGAAACUGACCUUGAUUAUAAACCAUAGUGUGUGCCCACUGUGAAAACAGUGUGGAAGUGGGCAUCGCUUCUCUCUUCAUUAAAGGAACCACAUUAAUUGUGGUCUUUCUAAUAAGCCUGAAAAAGAUGCAGCUACUUUAAUGAAUCAAGUAAUGAAAGUGCUGUGUCCUAAUGCAGCUCUUAAAGAGAGCUGUUCCUCAAGUUGAAAUUAUGACUUGGCUUGCCUGCCACGCUAAGCGAGCAUUGGUUUAAUCAUGGAUUGUUGAGUAAACAUGGCUGGCUGGGUUCACAGAGUACAUUAAGAUCCGAAUGGGGUUUAUAAACCACAGUGGCUAGAUUCCCGCAGCAUGCUAAGCCGGAACCAAAUCAAGCACAUUAAGGCUAGCCCAUUUUGGGAAGUUUGCUUGUAUCAUGUUCGUAUGGCACAAAGACAGGGGAAACAGUAGAGGGCACUCUAGCACAAGGAGAGUUAACGUGCCAAGCCUUGGUGCCUCAAAAGAGCAGAAUCUCUGGGAAGUUCCUGGCCGUGGGUGCAGGGCCGAAGAACGAAGCCCUCUAUUUUUUGGUCGUGAAAACCGGAGAAGCCAAUUUUAUUUUGCGCUUUUUGAAGUAUGCUCUUUCCCCCCAAAUUUUAGAGGAACUCCUGCCAGAAAAGGAGUAUCUUAAAAAAUUCACAUUUCAGAAAAAAAAAAAAAAGUUCUCGUGAUCAUGCUGGUGGAUAAAUUAAAACAAAGGCUAAAAGGUGAUACGUGUUGUUUCCAGUUUAAAGUGGGAUCUCUGGAUGCCCCCCCCCCCCAAUCUUUGUGCAUCCUUUCCUGGCAUGGAAGAGUGAUGUGCGUGGGAGAGUCACAGAAUUAUCAGCGGCUGGGCUAAAGAUCUCUUGAACUGACCAUGGGGAGUCCUAAAAGAGAAAUCCUCCUACAGAACUUCUGGAGGAACUUCUCUCCAGCUCUAAAGCAAGUUUGAGGCCAGCUAGGUCAAUAGUUAAAGUAUUUGCUGGAAACCCUUUAAGGAGAGAAAGAGGACCUAAACUUCCAAGAGGUGCCAGAAAGAACUCUGGAGAAGCUGCUCUUCCUUCUAAAUAGCUGCUUUUGCUGCUCUUAAGAUGACUGGUUGCCUGAUAAAUAGCCAUCAUCAGGGUGCAAAGGGACCCUAAAGAAGCCCCUCGCUUAAAUGAGAGCUUUAAUAGAUGAAGUGGGCUACCUUGAGAUAGGUAUAAAGGGAGCUGAGCAAUUCUAGAUUUCCCCUUUAGUUUUUCUGUCUGGUCUGCAGAAAGGAAGAAGCAGUUGGAGGACAUGGACCUUCAAGUGGCUGGCAGGCAAGUGAAUGACUCUGAUUUAACCCUUUGGUGUGGUGGCUAGGAACCCCAGAAUUGCAAUCUUAAGGUUGUAUCCUGAAAUGAGGCUAAACUUGAUCCAGUUUCCAGUCUGAUUCCUUGUCCACCUUGGUGAGUGUUGACAGUCCCACAAGGAAUGAAAACUGAUAGGACCAGAGAUAUCAUGUUAUUCAAUAAUGCUCUAAUAAUAUUAUUAAGAUGCAGUAAUAAUGAUCAUCAUCAUCAUCUUGGGGAGCUGCUUGAAAGAUGCUUGUUUAGUGUUGAUGCCAUAAUCCAGAACUGCAACUGUAUGCAACCAUUAACUGAUCCUAAGCAGAUGGUUUCCUGUGAGGGUAAGAAAUCCUUGGAAAGCAGGAUCUGUGUCCUGAGGGUUUCUCUACAGUUAGGAUAGUAGAAUUUAUUUAUUUGAAAGGCCAUUUAUUCAUGAGGAAGGGCUCAAGAUUUUCUUUCCAUCAAAGCCAGUGAGACAGAAAGAAAAAGUUGGAGGAAAAUGCUGAGAGUGGGAAACAGACCCAUAGAUUUGAAGGAGAUUUGUCCUAUAGUGAAAGCUACAUAGUGUUAAUAAACCAACAUUAGAGAGGACCCGAGAACUAGGCUGUUGCACCUAUGGCUUCUUGUUAGGGUGAAGAUUUGCUGGAAUCAGUUGGAAGAUGUGACGUGCGGUAAACUGGGUGGCCCGAGAUGGUCUCCAAAUCUCCUGCCAUUUUACUCCUCUCUUUGCUUCAUUCUCUGACCCCAGUAGUCCGUCUGAAUUCCUAUACAGGACAGGAACUAGGGCCCUGCAGAAAAAGUGCCAUAGUUUUCCUUCCAACUUUUACUCUGUUGAAUGAAACAGAAUGUGUUUUGGAACCCUUUCAAAAGAGAAGAAAACAGUGAUCAAAUCUGGGACUCUUGCACUGAUUUAUACACCAAGUGGCCGAGGGAUGUGCAUGAAUGUCCUGUCUCUUCACAGUUUGUGUCCUCCCUGCUUUUCAACCCCUCCAGGAAAUUCCAAGGGAACUCCUUCCAUGUCCCCUUCCCACCCUGGACUGGAAGGCUGAGAAUCUAAGGAGGCUUCUGAGUAAUGGAAAGAGGCUCUUGGAAAAGCAGCAGUGGUGCUCCCCUCUGUCAUUUCCAACAAACUCAGAAACACUUCGGAAGAGCAAUGGAAAAGAAGUAUCAGGAAGUCACAAGGUUGAGUUCAGUUGAGCAUCUAUUCCUGCAAUGCAAAUUCACAAAUUAGAAAUCAGUUAGAAAGCAGGUGUGGGUGAAUGUGGAAUAGUGGAAGACAGUCCAGGGUGCAGAGACCCCUUCACUUGAUCACUUCCAGGGUACUAUGUCCUAGUGGACUGUAGUAGCUUACUCAAUGUGGCAGAUGAUGGCCACUCCAUCCAUGCUUGUGUAAUUUCCUGCAAUUUAUAAUUCAUAUGUUACACAUUUCCUAAAGCUGAGCACGUACCAAGGAUGAGAGAAGGAGAUCCCUGUCUGGAAAGGCACGGAGAUCCUAUGGAAAUGUCUUGGACGGACAGCAUUUUCAGAGGUUCAGAAGGAGAAUGGGGUUUUCCCUAUUAGCUCCCUGGAGAUGUUGACCCCUGAAUUUAUAAUCUGGAAGGAAAGCAGGUGUUCUUACCACCUCAUGGUGCAGAUGCUAUGAGAUGUGCAAGAACAAAACAUCUGUGAAAGCAGUUGCAUUCAAGGUGGAGAAACCAUGAGAGUCUCGUUAGGUUCAAGGACUCUACUAGGUGUGAAUUAACAGAUGAUUAAAUAAUGAACAGUGCCUGGGAGGCUGUAGUUCUUGCCCCCGCCCUGGGAGAACAUCAUAGCUAGAAGAAAAUCCAGCCUGGUCAGAAAAGGUACACUAAGGAACUCACAUCACCUUCUUGGCUAGAAGGAGUGCUGCAACCAAGAAUGGAUGUUGGAGAGUUUCCUUCUUGUCUCUCUUUCUCUCUCUCUUCUUUUGGAACCAUGUCUUUUAUAUGUAACUAAUAAGCUGCUUUGCAUUGUGAGCCUUUUAUGGAAGAAGAGUGGGGCAAAAUACUUUAAAUGUAUAAAGAAACAUACAUUUAUUUGCAUAUGGCUUUGGUUUGAACAAGAAUGCAGGCUUUUAUUUGUUGACCAGGCAUUCAUAAGUUAUUCUUAUGUGUAUGGAAAAGGGGCACGCGUGUUCUAACACAGCCUCCCCACAGUGAUCACCUACCAGUUGCAUGGAUUUCAACUCCCAGAAUUCUCAGCGAUUGCCUUGCUAGCUGGGGAUUCUGGGAAGUGGAGUGCACACCCUGCAGAUUGGGUAAAGCUGUCCUAAAUCACUGCUUCCCAGCUGCAGUUUUCAAAAGUACUUACUUUGGAACAAUUUGGAUAGCUUCAAAGUCACAGGGUUAGUAGAAAACAUCUCUGCAGACUGGAUAUUAGGCCCUCUGCGCGGUCGCUCACGCUCUGGUCACCUCCCGGUCGGAUUACUGCAAUGCGCUCUACAUGGGACUACCCUUGAAGAGUAUCCAGAAGCUACAGCUGGUGCAGAAUGCAGUGAUGUGGACAGUUUUGAACACCCCCGGGGGGCACAUAUAACACCUCUGUUACGUGAGCUGCAUCAGUUGCCGGUUUGUUUCCA